AGACGAAGUACCGCCCACAUUCUCUGGUCGUCCAUUCGUAUCGCACACCUACGUUUUGUCACUACUGCAGUGAGAUGUUAUGGGGACUCAUCCGACAGGGUCUAAAAUGUGAAGGCUGCGGUCUGGAUUUCCACAAGCGCUGUGUGUUUAAGUUGACCAGCAACUGCUCUCGUGUGUAUCGCCGCUGCGGCCUGAGUCUGUCGCUGUUUCCUCCCGGUCGGCCCCGGACCCCGAAGCUCUCCAGUCACACCGGCGGGAGUCUGGAGGAGAUCAGCAUGUCGAAGCCGUCGCGCUCGCGCACACCGCCCUGGGCCGACGUGCCAGUGUCUUUGGGGCUGUCGGAGGGGAAGGAGGCCCGACCGCGAGUCCCUCACACCUUCCACAUUCACACUUACACCAAACCCACCGUCUGCAUGCACUGCUUCCGGUUGCUCAAGGGCCUCUUCAGACAGGGCAUGCAGUGCUCCGACUGUAAGUACAAUUGUCAUCGCAGGUGUAUGACUCUUGUUCCUCCUGAGUGUAAUGGUGAGAAAGCAAACGGAGAAGCUCAGAUGUUCACGUCUCUCUCUCUCUCUCUGUGUGUGUGUGUGUGUGUGUGUGUGUGUGUCAGGCCGUGUUUCAGCAGUAAUAUUCCUCUGAUGCGAGUGGUGCAAUCAAUCAAACACAACAAGAGAAGAAACAGUGGAGUGCUGAAGAAAGGCUGGUUAAUCCAUCAUACCAACACUGACACGCUGAGAAAACGUCACUACUGGGUAUUAAAUGGGAAAAGUAUCACCCUGUAUCCGAAUGAAAUCAGCAUUAAGUACUACAAGGAGAUUUCUCUCUCAGAGGUGCUGCAGAUUCGAGGUCCAGCUCGGCUCACUAUUCCAGUGUUGCCAGACAACUGCGCACACUCGUUCGAGCUGGUGACGGGAUCUCUGGUGUACUGUGUGUUUGCGGAUCAGGACGGCCCGUCAUGGGAGUCGGCUCUCGAUCAAGCCCUCAGACCGGUGCAGGGCACUGUAUGCCACACGACAAACAACACCGGUGAUGGAAAGAACAGUGAUGAGACCCAGGACAUCAGUGAGCUCUAUCAGAUCUUCUCUGAUGAGGUUUUGGGUUCGGGUCAGUUCGGGGUGGUUUACGGAGGCACUCACAGACACACGGGCCGUCCGGUCGCGGUUAAAGUCAUCGAUAAAACAAGAUUUCCCACUAAACAGGAGGAACAGACCAAAAAUGAGGUCUCGAUAUUGCAGAGACUGUCUCAUCCAGGAGUCAUUCAUUUAGAAGACAUGUUUAAGACAAUGGAAUAUACUUUCGUUGUGAUGGAGAAGCUCCACAGCGACAUGCUAGAGAUGAUUUUAUCUCACGAGAACGGACGGCUGACUGAACGCACCACUCGCUUUCUAGUCACUCAGGUUUUGGAGGCUCUGCAGUACCUGCACAUGAGGGACGUUGCACACUGUGACCUGAAACCAGAAAAUGUGCUGCUGGCUUCACCUGAACCCUUUCCUCAGGUCAAACUGUGUGACUUUGGGUUCGCUCGUAUCAUCGGACAGAAGUCGUUCCGGCACACUGUCGUCGGGACGCCUGCCUAUCUGGCACCGGAGAUCAUCUGUAGUAAGGGUUACAAUCGCUCUCUGGACGUGUGGGCCGUGGGUGUGAUAUUAUAUGUCAGUCUGAGUGGAACGUUCCCUUUCAACGAGGACGAGGACAUUAAUCAGCAGAUCACCAACGCUUCGUUCAUGUAUCCACGCCAGCCGUGGUCCCUCAUCUCACUGGAGGCUGUGAAUCUGAUCAAUAACCUGCUGCAGGUGGUGGUGAGACGCAGGUUCAGUGUUGGCAAAGCGAUGGGUCAUCCUUGGUUUCAGAACUUCCAGAUGUGGUGUGACCUGCGUGAGUUUGAGCAGCGGAUGGAAUAUCGCUAUCUCACGCAUGAGGCGGAUGACGAGCGCUGGAGAGCCCACGCUCUGGAGAAAGGCCUCAGUUUCCCACAACAUUUAAAAUGAAGCCAGUAGCCACUUAGAUUUUACACAAAUAUAACUGUGAAUAUUGUAUUAUAUCAGCAACUUUGUGAAUCUGCUGUGAUGUAAAUAUAAUUAUU
Sinocyclocheilus grahami is the source of this 2083-nucleotide messenger RNA. Its product is annotated as serine/threonine-protein kinase D3-like. Gene Ontology annotation, biological process: phospholipase C-activating G protein-coupled receptor signaling pathway; protein phosphorylation; intracellular signal transduction. The transcript has 14 exons. Gene Ontology annotation, molecular function: ATP binding; protein serine/threonine kinase activity. Lineage: Eukaryota; Metazoa; Chordata; Actinopteri; Cypriniformes; Cyprinidae. The coding region runs from base 75 to 1988 and encodes 637 amino acids. Gene Ontology annotation, cellular component: cytosol. The record is from RefSeq and is a predicted model, not a curated record.